This is a messenger RNA of Puma concolor (puma), 471 nucleotides long. Lineage: Eukaryota; Metazoa; Chordata; Mammalia; Carnivora; Felidae. The record is from RefSeq and is a predicted model, not a curated record.
AUGGGCGCCUCCAGGCUCUACACAUUGGUGCUGGUGCUGCAGCCUCCGCGAGUUCUCCUGGGCAUGAAGAAACGAGGCUUCGGGGCCGGCCGGUGGAAUGGCUUUGGAGGCAAAGUUCAAGGAGGAGAGAGCAUCGAGGAAGGGGCCAAGAGGGAGCUGCAGGAGGAGUGCGGUCUGACCGCGGACACACUCCACAAGGUGGGCCGGAUCGUGUUCGAGUUCGUGGGCGAGCCGGAACUGAUGGACGUGCACAUCUUCCGCACAGACAGUGUCCAGGGGACGCCCGCGGAGAGCGACGAAAUGCGGCCCCGGUGGUUCCAGCUGGACCGGAUCCCCUUUGGUGACAUGUGGCCCGAUGACAGCUACUGGUUUCCCCUCCUGCUUCAGAACAAGAAAUUCCACGGGUAUUUCAAGUUCCAGGGCCCCAACACCAUCCUGGACUACACGCUCCGUGAGGUGGACGAGGUGUAG